Messenger RNA from Triplophysa rosa, 4184 nucleotides. It is a transcript of the gene nlrx1, whose product is annotated as NLR family member X1. Bases 199 to 3231 code for a protein of 1010 amino acids. Gene Ontology annotation, cellular component: mitochondrion. Gene Ontology annotation, molecular function: protein binding. Gene Ontology annotation, biological process: negative regulation of canonical NF-kappaB signal transduction. The transcript has 9 exons. NCBI's taxonomy places the organism in Eukaryota, Metazoa, Chordata, Actinopteri, Cypriniformes, Nemacheilidae. The record is from RefSeq and is a predicted model, not a curated record.
UUCUUUGCUCCGAGCAGGAAGUCGGGUGAUCGCCUGCAAUAACCCCGUGCAACGGACGCUUUUCCUCGCCAGUAAUCUGUGUCACCUCGCCGGCAGUGGAGAAACAAUAAUAAAGAAUUCACCAGUUUUCCAGCCUCUAUAUUAGUCACUAUGACUUAAAAGUUUCUAUUUUUAGGGGUUACUUUAAACUACGGCAAAAUGUGGAGGUUGGGGAGGCCAUCAGGAACAGAAGUGUUAAGAAAAUGCCACAGCUCACCAAGAGAUGUGUGCUGCAAACUUAACACCAGAGCUCUUCAAAGAACUGAAAACUUAAGCCUUCAAUCAGAUGGCAUCUAUGGUAGCUUAAAGGCACAUCCAUACUCGUUUUCUGUCAAGACAUCAAGGUCUUGUCAAAGUACAUGGAGAGAACUGAGAUCAUCGUCUGCUUGUUCUUCCAUCUCUGGGUUCAAUCCCAGGUUCUUUUGCACUUAUGAGUCUGUCACAGAUCCCAUUGAGAUCCACAAACAGAAGCUGGCAUUAUGGUUCAAUCACCUCCCUCAAGAGGAGAAGCAGUUCGGUGGCUACUUUUCUCCUGAAACCAUGCAUGUAAAGCCGCUCAUCCUAGAGCGUCAUCCUGACGAGGAUCGAGGUCUUCCACUGAGUCCCUUCAAGGCAAACGCAAACAUGUCCAAACGUCCCUCUCUCUCUGUAGAGCAGCUCUUUGAGCCCAGUCCUGAUGAAAACAAGGCACGAGGACUAAAUGUUUUGCUUUACGGAGCUGUCGGCACAGGGAAAAGUACUGUUGUCCGUAAACUGGUGCUGGACUGGUGUGCUGGAUCCGCUUUGUCCCAGUUCAAACUUUUAUUGCCUUUCUCCUGUGAAGACCUCUCGCAUUUAUCCAAACCAACAUCCCUUCGAGACCUCGUGGGGAGAAAAUACAUGCACCUUCGCAAGACACCGUAUCUUAGUGGAGAUACUGACAAAGCGAAGGAUGUCCUCUUCAUCUUCAAUGGAAUGGAGAAGAUGAAGCUGGACUUUCGCAUCGGCUCGACAGAGCUAUGCAGCGAUCCCAAUGAAGCUCUCCCGUCGGGAGCUGUUGUUGUUAAUCUACUCAGGAAGUACCUCCUGCCUGAGGCCAGCAUUUUAGUCACAACCAGAUUGUCUGCCGUGGACAGAGUACCAAAAAAAUACGUAAAACGCUUCGUACAAAUUUGUGGCUUUAAUGAUCCUGAUCGCCAGAGAGCCUACUUUACCAGCAGGCUCCUGCAACAGAACGGAGAGAAGCCGGGAAGGACGGCCGAGUCGCUCAUAGAGAUGAUUUACUUAAACCUACAGCGAGAGAGUCAGUUAGCCACAGCAUGCUUCUUACCAUCUUACUGCUGGCUUACAUGCGCCAGUCUUCAUCUGUUGCAUUUUACGGAUGCGAAGGCACCAAUUCGAACCCUCACUAGCAUCUACACAAGCUUCAUGAGACUCAAUUUUGGAGGAGAGGUGAUAGCUACAGAUGGAAAUGUGUCUUCGCAGGAUCAGCAGAACUCACUCAUGCUCUACGUGGUUCGUACUGUUGGGAAGCUGGCGUUUGAUGGGAUCACAAACAAGCGGACAUCAUUCUCUGCUGAAGAACUGGAGCAGUGGGUUGGUGGUAAGACCAAGACGGAUGAGGAGCUCCGGCAACUGGCGGUGUUUCGCACAGACGUUCUCGACUUCUUCCUGGUGCCAAGUAACGAGAACGGCUCAGAUCCCGAGUCUGCUGAUAGACGCUAUGUGUUUGCCGUCCCUGCCAUGCAGGAAUAUUUCGCUGCUCUUUAUGUUGUUCUCGGUGAGAACAAAACUGUCCUGGAGAAGUUGACCAGGCAGAUAUCGGAGGUCUUCGGGCAUGCUGGUGAGGACAUAACAAACUUGCUGAGCAUUCUUUCCAAAAUCAUACCUUUCCGCAUCUUCGCCAUUUUUAACUUGCUGAAGCUGUUCCCAAAACUCUUCGAACGAGUCAGUAGCCACAGCAAAGGCCGCAUUGCUCACACGAUGGCGGCGGAAAUGUUUCGUUCUGAGGACAGCUUCAAUGAAGAUGUCCUGGACCAAGUCGAACAAAGUCUGCUGGGAGUUCACGGUCCCCAGCCGCAAAUAGAAAGUGACACUAGGGCAUUUGAACUCUACCCUAUUUUCAUGGGCGGACUUCUUCAUUAUGGCAACAGGAGACUGUUGGGGCAGCUCGGAUGCGACAUCAAGAGUCAAACGGUCUCACAGAUCACCCGGUCGCUGAGGAAACACCUGAUCAAGGAGAGUCGUAAGAAGCAGCCUCCUGAGGAGCUAAUGGACCUCCUGGUUUUACUUUAUGAGUUCCAGAACCCUCGACUUACAGCCGAAGUGCUGCAGUCUAUCAAGACCAUCAACUUGUCUACUGUGCGCAUGACCCCUCUCAAGUGCUUUGUGCUCAGCACAGUACUGGGUUGCACUCGCUCGACUUUCCAUCUGGAUGAGCUCAACCUCUCCUCCUGUCACAUCUCUCCAGACCUGCUGCAGAUGCUUUGGCCGGCCUUCCAUCACACUAGCAACCUCAAUUUCCAGUUUAACAGCCUGGGUCCCGAGUCCUGCAUUCUUCUGCGAGAUCUGCUAUUAGAGCCCAACUGUACAAUUAAAUCAUUACAGUUGUGUGAUAACCACUUGACGGAUGCAGGCGUCAGUCAUCUACUAGAGGCUCUUUCUGGUAACCAUUCUCUUCAGCGACUGUCGCUGAUGCACACAAGCCUCGGAGACUCAUCAGCACAUCUGCUGGCUGACAGACUUGGUCAGCACGAUACGCUAAAGGAACUGAAUGUGGCCUACAACAACAUAGGAGACAGUGCAGCCCUCACACUGGUCGAUGCCUGUCGAGAACAUCCCAGCAUCCACACAGUACAUCUGUACCUAAACCAGCUUACUGAUGUGGGUAAGCAGUCACUCUACGUGCGCGGUGGUCCUCGGGUGAAGGAGGGCAGGCGGGUGAAGGUUCUGGCCUCUGUGACGGAGGGCUCGGACAUAUCGGAGGACUGGCACCCCAUUCUGAGCAUUAUUGGAAAAAAUUCCCUGUCCUGGGAGAGGGAGCGUGUACGUGAGCAGCUUUUAGUGUUCCUAAAAGAUCUGGAAUGGGGUCGGAAGCAGCACCCGAGCUUCUGGAAGAAGCUGCACUUCCGGCGAGUGGAGAGCUUUGUGAGACAAACCCUGCGUGUGCUGGAGAAAAGCAGUGAUACGGGAACAGGAUCUGGGAUGAACUGAUUAGGAAUAGAUGGAAACGGGUCUCAUUUCUCAAGAGCUCUUCCUUCUUUUAAGGGUUAAUUUAGGAAUAAAAUUCCUUAAUUAAAGGGUGCCUCAAUUUCCAAGUAUCUGCCAUUUGAUAAUAGUUAAUUUGAGAGUUUUUAGAGUGUAAAUCUGUUAUGCAUUGUGUUUAUUGUUUAUAUGUAUAAUUUUGCAUUAGGUCAUAUUGAGGAAACACUGUGAUGUUUGAAUUUGAUUUCACUGUUUAAGGAAAAUAGCAAUAUUUGUGUAUUACACUUUAAAAGGUUUGGAUUACUACUUGAAAACUGCACUAUGACAAACGUUGCCAUGCAAAUCCAUUUGUUAUGCAUAUGUGGUCAAAAAGAAUUUAAGGUACUAUCAUGUAAAUGAACAUGUUUCACUUUCCUCUCAGUUAUUUCCACAGAACUGUGGUAUGUCCAAUGGUAUUGUUAACCAAGACACAUACUUAGAAACAAAUGUAUAUUAUAAUGCAAUGUAAGUCGCUUUGGCUAAAAGCGUCUGCCAAAUGCAUAAAUGUCAAGACAAUUGUUGACUACGACUGAAAUGUUCCCAAUAUGCUUGUGCAAUAUUAACAUAUCAUAAUGCAUCUUGAUGCCUUAAAGUGAUAGUUCACCCAAAAAUGAAAAUUCUGUCAUCAUUUACUCGCCCUCUUGUCAUUUCAAACCUGUAUGACUUUCUUCCGCAGAACACUAAAGAAAAUAUUUUGAAGAAUGUUGUUAACUGAAAAGUGACUGAAAGCACUCAUUCACUUGCAUUGGUCUUGUGUCCAUACAAUAGAAGUGAAUGGGUGAGUAAAUGAUGACAGAAUUUUUUAUUAAUUCUUUUGUCAACAUAAAACAAAUGUUUCUUGUGAACUUGCAUAUUGCGACUGAAAUUUGCUGUACAAUCACAGCAAAAUAAAAUAAAAGCGUUCAUCAGAUUUGAGGGUUUUC